AUGGCGUCCAGCGACAACUCAGACCGCCACGGCUUCCCGCAGUGGUCUUGCAGUCAGCCCCAAAACAGAUAUUACAGCAGCAAUCCCACGCGCAGUCGGUCUCCCCACAGAGCACCCGCGCAAGCGGACCCAGCAACAGCGGAAGCAGCAGCAGCAGCAGCUGCUGCUGCUGCUGCCGGGCGUAGGCCUCCGGGGUGUUUACAGCGAGGAUUAUAUUAUCCCCACCAGUCGGCCUCGCAGGUUUUUCCCGCAAGGGUCCCUUCUUCGUUUGAGCAUCACGACAGUCUGGCUCAAUGCAGCAGCAACAACAGCAGCAGCCCCGCUGGUGGCAAUGCAGGAGCGGCCGGUUGCAGCAACCACAGCAACGGCUCCAGGAGGCCGACAACAGAGUCUUCACAGCAUUUCACAGCAGCAGCAGCAGCAGCAGUAGCUGCAUCAGACAGCCAGCAGCAGCUGAGGAGAGCCAAGCGCCUGCUGCUUGUGGCAACCCCAAGGUAUCACAAGUAUGUAGACGAGAGGGGAAACGGCUUCCGCAUCAAUUGGCUCAAAUGCGCCUACUGCACGUCUGACCGAGUCUACCGCAAGAUAGACGCACUGAAGAGACAUAUGCAUUCAGAUGCAUGCAAGUGGAAAACACCAACAGCAGCAGCAGCCAAAACAGCAGCAGCAGCAGCAGCAGCAGCGCCCAACAGGUGCAGCGACAGUCUGCAGCAGCAAGAGCAGCACCGGCAGUUGUUGCAGCAACAGCAGCAAGAGACGAAUAAGCAGAUACAGCAGCACCAACAGCAACAGCAACAGCAGCACAACCAGCUGCAGCAGCAGCACCAUAACGAACAACAGCAUCAGCAGCGGCAGCUGCAGCUGCAGCAGCAGCAGCAAGAGCAUCAGAAGCAGGGGGGCCUUCGCGGCGGGGCAUUCUCUCUCCCUCUUUCGCCUGGCCUCGCAGCUGCCGCCCCCACAGCAGCAACCCACUGCAGCAGCAGCAUCAGCGCGGCUACAGCGACCCUGCUGCUGCUGCUGCUGCUGCUGCUGCUGCGGGAACACGAUCGCUCCCAUACAAAGCAGCAGCAGCAGCAGCAACAGCAGCAGGAGAUGCUGCUGGAGCGUUACAUGGGCGUGGACUAUUUGCACCGGAUUUGUUGA
Molecule: messenger RNA, 1143 nt
Organism: Eimeria mitis
Lineage: Eukaryota; Apicomplexa; Conoidasida; Eucoccidiorida; Eimeriidae
Exons: 5
Coding region: 1-1143 (380 amino acids)
Source: RefSeq, a predicted model, not a curated record